AUGAAUGCCGAGAAGUACUUAAAGAAAGUAGGACUGGGCAAAGAGGACUACUACUUCUGGAAACAAAUUGGCAAAGCUCUGUUAUGCAUGUACACGAUAUUUGGUGCCGCCUGGCUCUACAACGAAACAUCACCGCUGGGUUGGUGGACGCUGAAGCCUCGGCCCAAGGAAGAAAGAGAAUUAGCCCACCUCUAUGAGCGGCGAGAGUUUCCAUAUCCGGGUGAUGAAGAAGCAAUGCAAGAAUUCAUUGCCAAAGGGGGCAUGGUCGGCACCACAAUCGGUCCAAAGGGGUAUAUUGAAACGGAUAAGGAUGCGUUUAACUAUCAGAAGGAGUUGCAGAACAAGAAGUUCGAGCAAGAAGCUCAGAAGUUGUGGCUGAGAAUGAGGAAUGAGGUCAUUCAGGAGCUUCAAGAGAAGGGGUAUGAUGUGGAGUGAGCUUUUGUUCCGAGUUAUCUCAUGUAAGUAAAGCUUGAGUGAAUGCUGAAUGGGUUUCUGAAACAUUAAGCGCUGUUCUAUUUUAUAUAUUGAAAUGAAGGCUUAAAUAAAAUUUGAAUGGUUUUGUAGAACUCUAAUCGUUAUAUGAACAACCCAUUAUUUUUCCCAGCACAAGGGUGCGAGAGCAGUCCUGCUGCAGUUAGGGUUAUUUCAUGUCUAAGAAGAAUGUUGCCCCAAGUGGUCUAAAAGUAAAAGAGUAAUAUUAUACACCACAUUAUCAUCUUACUUUCAUUCUACUAAAUAAGGUAUGACACAUUCAUCACCAUUACAUGAUAAAAAAAUCCAAUAAAUUAUCAUUCAAUGGUGAUAAAUGUGUUACAUCUUAGUUAGUGAGAUGAAAGUGGAAUGGUAGUAUGGUUGGAAGAUGCCAAAUUUUGACCUUU
Juglans microcarpa x Juglans regia is the source of this 878-nucleotide messenger RNA. RefSeq lists its product as uncharacterized. The transcript has a single exon. NCBI's taxonomy places the organism in Eukaryota, Viridiplantae, Streptophyta, Magnoliopsida, Fagales, Juglandaceae. Bases 1 to 435 code for a protein of 144 amino acids. The record is from RefSeq and is a predicted model, not a curated record.